Closterium sp. Yama58-4 is the source of this 2928-nucleotide messenger RNA. NCBI's taxonomy places the organism in Eukaryota, Viridiplantae, Streptophyta, Zygnematophyceae, Desmidiales, Closteriaceae. The record is from the annotation of a GenBank genome assembly.
AUGUGCGGGAGUGAAAGCCAUGUGCGGGUGGGUGAAAGCCAUGUGCGGGUGGGUGAAAGCCAUGUGCGGGUGGGUGAAAGCCAUGUGCGGGUGGGUGAAAGCCAUGUGCGGGUGGGUGAAAGCCAUGUGCGGGUGGGUGAAAGCCAUGUGCGGGUGGGUGAAAGCCAUGUGCGGGUGGGUGAAAGCCAUGUGCGGGUGGGUGAAAGCCAUGUGCGGGUGGGUGAAAGCCAUGUGCGGGUGGGUGAAAGCCAUGUGCGGGUGGGUGAAAGCCAUGUGCGGGUGGGUGAAAGCCAUGUGCGGGUGGGUGAAAGCCAUGUGCGGGUGGGUGAAAGCCAUGUGCGGGUGGGUGAAAGCCAUGUGCGGGUGGGUGAAAGCCAUGUGCGGGUGGGUGAAAGCCAUGUGCGGGUGGGUGAAAGCCAUGUGCGGGUGGGUGAAAGCCAUGUGCGGGUGGGUGAAAGCCAUGUGCGGGUGGGUGAAAGCCAUGUGCGGGUGGGUGAAAGCCAUGUGCGGGUGGGUGAAAGCCAUGUGCGGGUGGGUGAAAGCCAUGUGCGGGUGGGUGAAAGCCAUGUGCGGGUGGGUGAAAGCCAUGUGCGGGUGGGUGAAAGCCAUGUGCGGGUGGGUGAAAGCCAUGUGCGGGUGGGUGAAAGCCAUGUGCGGGUGGGUGAAAGCCAUGUGCGGGUGGGUGAAAGCCAUGUGCGGGUGGGUGAAAGCCAUGUGCGGGUGGGUGAAAGCCAUGUGCGGGUGGGUGAAAGCCAUGUGCGGGUGGGUGAAAGCCAUGUGCGGGUGGGUGAAAGCCAUGUGCGGGUGGGUGAAAGCCAUGUGCGGGUGGGUGAAAGCCAUGUGCGGGUGGGUGAAAGCCAUGUGCGGGUGGGUGAAAGCCAUGUGCGGGUGGGUGAAAGCCAUGUGCGGGUGGGUGAAAGCCAUGUGCGGGUGGGUGAAAGCCAUGUGCGGGUGGGUGAAAGCCAUGUGCGGGUGGGUGAAAGCCAUGUGCGGGUGGGUGAAAGCCAUGUGCGGGUGGGUGAAAGCCAUGUGCGGGUGGGUGAAAGCCAUGUGCGGGUGGGUGAAAGCCAUGUGCGGGUGGGUGAAAGCCAUGUGCGGGUGGGUGAAAGCCAUGUGCGGGUGGGUGAAAGCCAUGUGCGGGUGGGUGAAAGCCAUGUGCGGGUGGGUGAAAGCCAUGUGCGGGUGGGUGAAAGCCAUGUGCGGGUGGGUGAAAGCCAUGUGCGGGUGGGUGAAAGCCAUGUGCGGGUGGGUGAAAGCCAUGUGCGGGUGGGUGAAAGCCAUGUGCGGGUGGGUGAAAGCCAUGUGCGGGUGGGUGAAAGCCAUGUGCGGGUGGGUGAAAGCCAUGUGCGGGUGGGUGAAAGCCAUGUGCGGGUGGGUGAAAGCCAUGUGCGGGUGGGUGAAAGCCAUGUGCGGGUGGGUGAAAGCCAUGUGCGGGUGGGUGAAAGCCAUGUGCGGGUGGGUGAAAGCCAUGUGCGGGUGGGUGAAAGCCAUGUGCGGGUGGGUGAAAGCCAUGUGCGGGUGGGUGAAAGCCAUGUGCGGGUGGGUGAAAGCCAUGUGCGGGUGGGUGAAAGCCAUGUGCGGGUGGGUGAAAGCCAUGUGCGGGUGGGUGAAAGCCAUGUGCGGGUGGGUGAAAGCCAUGUGCGGGUGGGUGAAAGCCAUGUGCGGGUGGGUGAAAGCCAUGUGCGGGUGGGUGAAAGCCAUGUGCGGGUGGGUGAAAGCCAUGUGCGGGUGGGUGAAAGCCAUGUGCGGGUGGGUGAAAGCCAUGUGCGGGUGGGUGAAAGCCAUGUGCGGGUGGGUGAAAGCCAUGUGCGGGUGGGUGAAAGCCAUGUGCGGGUGGGUGAAAGCCAUGUGCGGGUGGGUGAAAGCCAUGGCGGGUGGGUGAAAGCCAUGUGCGGGUGGGUGAAAGCCAUGUGCGGGUGGGUGAAAGCCAUGUGCGGGUGGGUGAAAGCCAUGUGCGGGUGGGUGAAAGCCAUGUGCGGGUGGGUGAAAGCCAUGUGCGGGUGGGUGAAAGCCAUGUGCGGCCAUGUGCGGGUGGGUGAAAGCCAUGUGCGGGUGGGUGAAAGCCAUGUGCGGGUGGGUGAAAGCCAUGUGCGGGUGGGUGAAAGCCAUGUGCGGGUGGGUGAAAGCCAUGUGCGGGUGGGUGAAAGCCAUGUGCGGGUGGGUGAAAGCCAUGUGCGGGUGGGUGAAAGCCAUGUGCGGGUGGGUGAAAGCCAUGUGCGGGUGGGUGAAAGCCAUGUGCGGGUGGGUGAAAGCCAUGUGCGGGUGGGUGAAAGCCAUGUGCGGGUGGGUGAAAGCCAUGUGCGGGUGGGUGAAAGCCAUGUGCGGGUGGGUGAAAGCCAUGUGCGGGUGGGUGAAAGCCAUGUGCGGGUGGGUGAAAGCCAUGUGCGGGUGGGUGAAAGCCAUGUGCGGGUGGGUGAAAGCCAUGUGCGGGUGGGUGAAAGCCAUGUGCGGGUGGGUGAAAGCCAUGUGCGGGUGGGUGAAAGCCAUGUGCGGGUGGGUGAAAGCCAUGUGCGGGUGGGUGAAAGCCAUGUGCGGGUGGGUGAAAGCCAUGUGCGGGUGGGUGAAAGCCAUGUGCGGGUGGGUGAAAGCCAUGCGCGGGUGGGUGAAAGCCAUGUGCGGGUGGGUGAAAGCCAUGUGCGGGUGGGUGAAAGCCAUGUGCGGGUGGGUGAAAGCCAUGUGCGGGUGGGUGAAAGCCAUGUGCGGGUGGAGGUGAGGACGGACAUUGCGGCGCACGAGUCGGGUGAUGUCCACAGCAGCGGUGGUGCCGGCAGCAGCAAUGCCCACCAUCACCGCCCUGCCCCCGUCCCUCACUGCAUGCACCGUCUGCCCAAACGUCUCCGCCCGCCCCAACGCCUCCACCGCCACGUCCACCCCCAUGCCGCCCGUUAUGGCCUGGCAGAGGGAAUGGGGGAGAUGGGGCACACGUGA